CUUCCUUCCUUCCUUCCUUCCUUCUCAUCUGUAAACAUAGUUCAUCAAUCAGUUUAGACUUGCUUCUUCUCUCUACGCCUCGAGAUAAGGGCAGGCGGGGCCGCGAGCGGCGAGGGGCGGCGUGUGGGAAAAAAGUACCUGGCUCGAGCGGGGCUCGCUGCAUGAGAGCGUGCGAGUCGAGUGAGCCUGUGUUGGUUGUCUAGGCCUCGUCGUCGAUUGAUAAGGAGGUGGCAGCAUCCCACGCCGCUCCUCCCUUCAUCUCCUCCUUUGCUUCCCAUCUAGACCAUCCAGUCCUUCAUACCACCAGCAUGUCCAUCACCCUCUCCCCCCUCCCCGCACAGAAUCUCCCAGGCGCUCCAGCCCGCGACCUCGACCCAGACUUUGGUCGCAUCGCCUCGGGCGUGGACCUCUCGCAGCUCACGCCCGAGACCUUUGCAGCGGUCCGCGAGGCUCUAUACAAGCAUUCUGUUCUCGUAUUCCCCAAGACGAAGCUGAGCCCUGAGAAGCAAUACGAGUUGACGCAGCUAUUUGACCCGAGCUCGACGAGCUAUGGGCAUGGCAACAAGGGAAGACAAGAGAAGAGCAUCUUGCAUCCUGAUCUCAAGACAAUCCCACGGCAGCCGCAAGUGCAAGUCAUCGGCAACGGCUUUGUCAAGGAGCACGAGGGCUUGAAGGACAUCCAGCUCAAGCACCCGCAUCACGCCACUUUCCACAAGACCAAGAUCAGCGACGAGGAUGACCAUGACUAUACGAGGUUCUAUCGCUGGCACAUUGACUCGGCCCUGUACGACCUCUCGACGCCUCGCGUCACCUCCCUCUACGCCAUCAACGUUCCCAAGGGACGCACGCAGACGCUGCGAUACGACGAUGGAUCAGGAGACGAGCUGCAAGUGCCGCUGGGCACAACGGCUUUCGUCUCUGGUAUCGCCCUCUUCGAGAACCUCCCGCCAGCUCAGAAGUCUCUCGCCGUCCGCAGCAAAGUGCGAUACGCCCCGCAUCCCUACGUAUGGAUGAGCAAAGCGAAAUCCAACUCUCUGGGUCUCGGCCUCGUCAGCGAGGAUGCCGAGCUUCCCCUGGACCAGCUCCCCGCCUGGUCAGAAGAAAAGGUCAAGGUCCUCCCUAUGCUCUGGAAGAACGAUGUAACAGGGAAACUCCACCUGCAAGUGCACCCUUCCGCCAUACAAGAGCUGCUCAUCUCUCCCAUCCCAUCCGGCUCACCGAGACCGGAGGACGCCCUCUAUCCUGAUGGGGCGCACGUUACAGAUUUGAAGCAAGUGCGAGAGAUCGUGUACGGACUGCAACGCCCCGGCUUUGCCCCACCCAAGGUGUAUGCGCACGACUGGGCAGAGGGGGAUAUGUGUCUCUUCCACAACCAGGGGGUCAUACAUAGCGUUGUGGGGGCUUUUGCGCCUGAUGAGGUCAGAAUCUUCCGACAGUGCAACCUGGCUGCGAGUAGCGAUCCGGUCGGGCCGAGCGAGGAGGAUGUGAAACGUUGGGCAUGAGACGUGGUUGUGUGCGCGGCUGUGAAUACCAUACGAUGGCCGAGCGCUUCUGCUUCUUCGCAAGAUUGAAUAGGCUUUCCCCGCACCCAUUACCCGCUCGCUCGCACGCGACAUUCACGGCAAACGCCCUCGCUCCGGGCCGCGGCGGCGUCCCACCUCGCCGAGAGGAAAAUCUCUUAUCUUUCGGGCACACGGCCAGUCUUCCCCACACGACGUACGAGGAUGUACGGGCGACAUGAGGUGGCCUGGGCGGGCGGCUGCAGGACUGAAGUGAGCCUGCAGCCCCUUCGCCGAGCGUGAGCG
This is a messenger RNA of Jaminaea rosea, 1805 nucleotides long. Its product is annotated as Clavaminate synthase-like protein. The transcript is spliced from 5 exons. The coding region runs from base 309 to 1502 and encodes 397 amino acids. The record is from RefSeq and is a predicted model, not a curated record. Lineage: Eukaryota; Fungi; Basidiomycota; Exobasidiomycetes; Microstromatales. Gene Ontology annotation, molecular function: oxidoreductase activity.